Molecule: messenger RNA, 540 nt
Organism: Micromonas pusilla CCMP1545
Lineage: Eukaryota; Viridiplantae; Chlorophyta; Mamiellophyceae; Mamiellales; Mamiellaceae
Exons: 1
Coding region: 1-540 (179 amino acids)
Source: RefSeq, a predicted model, not a curated record
AUGAGGAAAGAACCGCUAUUAACCCAGCUCGCUUCGAGCCCUCGGGCGCUGAAGAGAACUUGUUCCAUCUCACAAUCGCCUGAGCAGACGGCGUCUCCCGCCCGCCGCGCGUCCUCGCUCGUCCCGUCCCGCGUCGCGUCCGUCGCGGCAAACCUAACGCUACACAAUGCAACUCACGCGCUCCGUUCGCUCUUUUUUCUCUCCGCGUCCGCAGGCAGGCGCUCGCUCCUCCGAAGAGCAGCCGGGAAUCGUCGUUCCGUCUCGCGACGACCGACCGACCGACCGAACGUCGACGACGUCGACGACGUGCGGCGCACGCCGCCGCGGCACGCCGUGAGGUUCGCACCGCGCCCCCCCCGCGCGUCCGUCGCCGUUCCGUUCCGCCCGGUCGGUUCGCGCGCGGCUCUUCGAACGAACGAACGAACCGACGACGGCGACGCCGCUCGCGAGGAAAUGAGGACACUCUUUCCCCAAUCGAUCGACGCUGAGACUAACAAGGCCACCUCCACGCCGGAGGAUAAACUUGCCAGUUUUAACUGA